ACACGCACAGACACGCACCUUUCGAAGAGGAUCAAACCAGAAGCUGGCAUCAUCCCUGUGUGCCCUGAGUACAGUGAGUGACCCGCCCCUACUGGCCUGCCUUCCUUGGACUGGCAGCAGUCCGGUGGGUGCACACUCCCCACUUCACACUCCCCACUCACAACAGAAGGAGGAAGGAUCAACGGAGACACGUUUUGAAGGGCGAGCCACAGUCCUAGGCAUUGAAUUGGACCAUAAUAAUCACCAUCACCGACUAAGAGAACCCCGAUCAUGAACAUCUCGUGAGAGUGGGACUUGAAUAUUCAUUAUGGCCGAGAAGGAUAAGUCGAGUAGCCUUCGAUCGGUCAAAUCCCUGUCAGACCCGGCUCUCAAUGGGGUUGAGGCCACACCCAUUUUGCCCAAGGACAGGCCGUCCUCGUCGGAUCGGUUGAGCGCGUGUAAAGAGACUGAAGAUGUGGGAGAGGGUCCGGAUGAGAGCCCAUCUCAAGACGAUAGGGACCGGAGACGAGGCGGAUCCAAGGCUCGUACCCUGCCCCAUCGCUUGGUGGGACUACGGCCUUACCAUUUGAAGCCGCAUUUACCCAAGGGACAUGGCUUGAAACGGUCCAUCACGUUGCCCAAAAAUCCGUUCGUGGUGAACAAGUCCAAGAAGUCCAAAGUCCGACUCACCGCGCCCAUUGCCACUUCCGAGACUGAAGAGGACUCCAAUGAGGAGUCCAGCGGGCGAUCCAGGGACCAAAGCCCGCGAGCCCGGCCUAACUUUGCCCGUACUCAAUCUGUGAGAAAUUUCUUCAACCGUGUCGUGUCUCAGCUCCAGCAGAUCCCGCCCAAGGGUCGCUCUUCCAAGGCCGAGGCUGAGAUUGAGCGCAUUGCGGAGAUCAAACGGCGCUUCGAUCAAGAGGGUAAAGUGCCGGGAGUGGUGGGGAUCCGUAACCACGGGAACACGUGCUUCAUCAAUGCCAUUCUCCAAUGCUUGAGCUACACGGACAUUCUGGCCGAAUACUUCGUACUGGACCAAUACAAGUCAGAUCUGCGGCGGAAGCGCCGUAUUCCCAACGUGACCUCGUUCAACAAGCAGCCCAAUCGCGGGGAGAUCACCGAACAACUGGCCACCUUGCUCAAGUCGUUGUGGUCGUUACAGUACGACCCCGAGAUUUCAAUCCGGUUCAAGUCUCUCGUGGACAAGCAUGCCAGUCAGUACAAGGGAGGGAGCCAGCACGAUGCCCAAGAGUUCCUGUUGUGGCUCUUGGAUCAGGUUCAUGAAGAUCUCAACACGGCCACCAAGAGGAAGUACAAGACUUUCAAGAGCGUCAAUGGCGAGCGCACGGACGAGGUGUUGGCCGCCGAGUCUCUGGCCAACUACAUGCGAUGCAACAACAGCUUCGUCAUGGACGUGUUCCAGGCUCAGUUCCGCUCCUCUCUGACGUGUCCCACUUGUGAGAAACAAAGCAACACGUUCGAUCCGUUCUUGUGCGUGUCCCUCCCCAUUCCCCAGAAACAGUUGAUACCUGUGUUUGUGAUUGUACUCUACAUCGACCAGUCCCCGAGACAGGUCAAACUAGGCCUAACGGUGGGGGUGGAGGAGACGAUAGGCGACCUCCGCCAAAUGUUGGCCAAGGACACCGGGAUCGAGACGGGACAAAUCUUGCUCACCGAGAUCGACCAGCUCGGUUUCAAAAGAACGUUACGUGAUCAGGAGUCGGUGACCGUGCUUCAAGAUCCCAAGGCCGCCCCUUUGUAUUGUCUGGAAGUGCCUCAGUUCAAGCUGGCCACAGAAGAUGAUGGGGCGUAUGUGGUGCUGUCUUGGGUCAAUGUUCUCAAAGAGGGGCCCAUUGAAAAGCGGUUCGGCAGCCCCUACGCCAUUCAAGUCACCCGUGAAGUCCUGUAUUCAGAUUUGCAAAAACUCCUCAUGAAGGAGAUGUCGCCGAUUCUUCAUGACGAUAUCCUCAUCUCGGCCCAGAAGGUUCCCCUAUUCAAAAUCCGCGUGGUGGACGGCUUCGAAGAGAAGGCCUAUUUGGACAGUCAAGUGGAUUUGCCCAUGUACACUGAAGCUGUGGAACAAGCCCUGAAUUUGUGUGUGCUCGAGGAGGGCGGGAGUCCGGCUCAUGUCAAGUUGAUCCUGGAGUGGGACGCUCCGGCCAAGAGCCAAAUCAUCAACGACGACACCGAUGUGAUUGAAGAACACGCCAGUGUCAAAGAGGUGGAAAAGUCGCCCGAAGAGGCCUCGAGUGUAUCCUUACAAGAAUGCUUUAGUUUAUACACUUCGGCCGAGAAAUUGGGUCUCGGGGACGCGUGGUUGUGUCCAGCCUGCAAUCGGAAGCAGGAGGUGGUCAAGCGCAUGGGUCUAUGGUCUGUGCCCGAUGUGCUCGUGGUUCAUUUGAAACGCUUUCGACAGAGCUCCUCCAGCACCAAUAAGUUGACCACCAUGGUCGAGUUUCCCUUUGAAGGCUUCGACAUGAGUCCGAACGUGACGAAGAACCCAAGUCCGACCGGUGCCAACCAAGAGCGGCCUUCAUCCUCGCCUCCUCCUCCUCCAACAGCACCGCCUAAUUCCGAGACGGGUCCGAACACCAUGAAGAUGUUAACCGCACUUUCGCCAUGGCGACACCCUAAACGCUUUCCCAUUCAUCGCAACAACGACGACUACAUGUUCGAUUUGUAUGCCGUCUGCAACCACCACGGAUCGGACCUCCAAGGAGGCCACUACACGGCCUAUUGUCGCAAUCCCACCGACGGCCAGUGGUAUUGCUUCGAUGACAUGCACACCAAGCCUAUUCUAGAAAAGGAGGUGGUCACGCAGGAUGCCUACAUCCUCUUCUACCAACGACAAUCUCUAACCAAUAACUCCUCAUCCGCCUCGAGUAGUAGCUCCGGGUCCUCGACCCAAGAUCAUUGGGUGUUCCGCAUGCCCGAUUUCUCUUACAAGAAGAAAACCAACCCAACAGCUUCCAAUCAAGCUAAACCUACCGCCUCCAACCCUGCGGCGCCGCUCAGCAAUCGGUCGGCCCGCGCGAAAACCGCAGCCAUUCGCAACUCCGACUCGAAUUCCACGGCCCAAGUGGAGAAAGAGGCCUUCUCAACUUGUGACGAGGCACCUGCUUUCAAACGCACUGACGCCAAAUACGCCACUAUGCCCGCCAAGAGGACGUCAAAGAUUGUGCAUUGCGACCAAGAUCAUCACUCGGACGUGGAACAAUCUGGCAGUCGAGAUGAAGACUCGGAUGACGAGAUCACCAUAACCCGUGAUGUAGAUGAAGAAGACGAUGUGAGUCGACCCAUUGAUAAGAAUGAUGUGGACUGAACGAUACGCGAACAAGAGUGCAAUAUAUCACUGCCUAUUAAGGAUGAAAGCAAAAGCUAAGCUAGCUUAUUCAAGGAUUAAAAACCCGGGCCUACAUGACACGAUCUGAGACGGUGACACACCCAAUUGCUGCUGUCACUGCGCUUCAUUUUGCAUCCAAUCAUGAUCUACUUUCAGGAACUUGUCCAUUAUACUCGUCUCAAGAGGUGGAUAAGACAAAGAGUAUAUAUGUAUCCAUUGUGUUCAAGAACGUUCAAAAAGUGCCCGACAAAUUGUCGACUCUUCAUUCCA
Messenger RNA from Tigriopus californicus, 3592 nucleotides. Its product is annotated as ubiquitin carboxyl-terminal hydrolase 31-like. The transcript has a single exon. Lineage: Eukaryota; Metazoa; Arthropoda; Copepoda; Harpacticoida; Harpacticidae. Gene Ontology annotation, biological process: protein deubiquitination. Gene Ontology annotation, molecular function: cysteine-type deubiquitinase activity. The coding region runs from base 308 to 3301 and encodes 997 amino acids. The record is from RefSeq and is a predicted model, not a curated record.